This is a messenger RNA of Colletotrichum acutatum, 1075 nucleotides long. RefSeq lists its product as uncharacterized. NCBI's taxonomy places the organism in Eukaryota, Fungi, Ascomycota, Sordariomycetes, Glomerellales, Glomerellaceae. Bases 93 to 899 code for a protein of 268 amino acids. The transcript is spliced from 3 exons. The record is from RefSeq and is a predicted model, not a curated record.
CGCUUUUCCAUCAACGUCGCAAACGCACCGACCUAUCUACUCUCCUACCGAAUAGUCGGGCCUAGUAAAACACAUUCCCACCGAAAGCGAAAAUGAGAUUAGAUCUCGCAGUCGUCGCGCUGACGCUGCUUGCGCCCGCGUGGGCCGCCGCCGUGGAACCCGGUCUCCACGGCUCCGACGUCGCAUUCCUCGCCCCCAAAUCCGAGCGCGACAACACCCAGCAGGACGAGAAGCUGUGGAAGCGCAAGGGCGGUGGCGGCGGCGGCGGCGGUCGCGGCGGAGGCUCUUCUUCAGGUGGCUCAAAAAGUGGUGGCAGCAGUAGUGGUGGUUCCAGCACCUCGAGAGGCGGUUCUCGCGAUAGCUCUGGCGGAUCGACAAGGACGGGAAGCGGCCCGGUCCCAGCAUACGGCGGUGGCAGAUACUAUGGCGGCGGCGCGACGGUCCCUUAUUCGGCCGGCGCAAGGAGGGGUAACAUGGUGCCGUUCCUGCUCGUCGGUGGUGCUCUGGCCUUCUGGCCCGGUCUCUGGCUGGGCGCGCACAUGUAUCCCUACAGCCACCCGUACCGGUACUAUAACGAGACGGCCCGCCAGAACCAGACGAAGCCGGUGCUGUGCGGUUGCCAAGAGUACCAGCCCUGCGGCUGCGACGAGAACAACAGCACCGAGUACAUGAACUCGCUCCUCGGUAACGGCAGCUACGCCGCGCUGAACAAGUCUGUCGUCAACAUUGGCGAGUACAACGGCAACGAGACCAUUCUCAUCAACGGCUCCCUGCCUAAUGGCACGACCGCUGCCGGCGGUUCCGACGAGGUUGGCUCCGCUGCCUUCCGUACCGCUGCGGAGACGCUCGGCUUCUGGCCCGUUGUUGUGGUUGUACUCGCUACCGUCUUCGCGGCAUAAUAGGCACCCGACGUUGGAUGUACGACCACGCCUUUGUACACUAAUGAUGGAUGGGUUUACAUGCAUAAGGGUCGGCUGUAUGACUUUUUUUUGAGUUUCUUGGAGUUUUAUUUUGGAAUGAUACCCUGCAAACGACGCUGGAAGAGCCCAAUGAUUAUGGGAAUUGGUCCAUCGCU